UCCAUACAUAUGACAGAACCAAUACCUAUACCCAUCAUUAGCAGUUCUCAGAAUAUUGUUUUUUCUGAUUCACCCAAUGCUAUUACUGGAUCUAUCACUUUUCCAGUCACAGAGCCAGUACCAACUAGUGCUCCAGCAAAUUCUGAAAUUGUUGUGGUAUUAGAUAGAUCAGUAUUUCCAAGUCAAAGUGGAGGAAAUAAUGAGUUCCAAUUAAGCACUGAAGCUGAAACAUUGAAACAUGAAGACAACCAUACAGAAAGCAUUUCUAAUAUUGUGGUUAAAGCUAUUAAAUACUGCAAUGAAAACUACAUAGAAGAUCCAGUAGAAAUACUGAAAUAUUUACAGUCAGUUCUUGUCACUGGACGAAAAUUAGAUAUUGUAGAUCUCACAGAAGCUCUUGAAGGAGACACUAAUUAUAUAUGUGUGGACAGAUCUAACAUUUUAGAGACAGCUUUUGAAGAAAUUAAAGGCUUACAGGAUCUACGAAUGACUUUGGAAGUUCAGUUUUAUGGAGAGGUAGCAGCUGAUUUUGGAGGACCAAGAAAGGAAUUUUUCCAGCUAGCCUUAUUGGAAAUUAAAGAGAAAUACUUUGACCAUGGAUUAAGACAGCAUUUAUCCGAAGAUUAUCUUGUGGUUGGCAAACUUCUUGCCCUGAGCAUCCUACAAAACGGAAAGUUGCCGAGAUUUUUUGAUGAGGACUUGCAAAACAAUUUAUUCUCCGAUUUACCUGCUGAAUCAUCAUGCCUCACAAACUUGAGAGCUGGCUUGGAUUCACUUGGAUUAUAUAAGGUUGGAAUCAGUUUACCAACAUUCAGAUAUUUGCUGCAGUCAUCAUCAGUCAAAUUAACAGUGAAAUCUCUUAUCAAUCUACUGUGCCCCAAGUUUGCUGAAGAAGGGUCAAAUACCAGGCGAUACGAAAAUUCAGUUUAUGCAGCUUUUACCAAAUACUUGAGAGAGGUUGCAAGUGGAAGGAGAAUGCCAGUUACUCUCAACCAAAUUUUACAAUUUGUGACCGGUGCAUCAGAAGAACCUGUUCUGGGUUAUUACAUACAUCCAUCGAUUGAAUUUGUUGCACCAUUGAAGUCAUUUUUGCCUACUUCAAAUACGUGCAGCAAUGCGUUGAAGUUACCAAGACCUACAGCAGACAUGCCAUUGCCAGUGCACACAGAUCUUUUCAAACUCUAUGACCAUGGAUUUUCCAACUCAUACUUUGGAUUAUUUUAAAAAGAAAUAAUUUUUCUGCAUUAUUUUCUAUGAAAAAUUAAAUGGUUUAAUUGUUUGAUCAGCCCAAACAUUUCUGGGCUGUCAUAUUUAAAACUUUAUUUUUUUUAAAUCUCCCUUCAUUUUAACUUAGUUCACUGCUUGCCGCUUGGUCUUUAAACAUAAUACACAGUGUAGUAUAUUAAUGUCUGGUGACCAUAUCAUAUCUUACUUAUCAAUUUAAAGGUAAUGCCUCAGACACCUCCCAAAAGUAGAUUACUAUAUUUGAAACAUCAUGUGAGCUAUCCUGAUCACUUUUUUUUUUAGGUCAUCUGACUAAACCUUUUUACAUUUUCUAUGUUUUUUACUGAACUACUUAGCCAUGGCAAUGUAGCAGUAAGGCUUCUUUAGGUGAAGGAAUUGAAGUUUUUUUGUUUUUUUUUUUAAAUGGUCAAUGCCCUCUUUUAAGGGAAGAUGAUAAAGAAAUGCUCAAUUAAGAUCAAGAAUGUUUAUGUUUGAAUGAAUACUAGUAAAAUUUAUGUAUUGAAUUGCAUAAUUGUAUUUGUUAUUUUGGAACUUGUUACACCUGUAAAUAUUUGGGGCAAAGUUGGAUUUAUUAGUUAGAUGAGCAAUGUACCCCUUGCUAUAUGAGCCUAUUAUUUUGCAUUGUCAACUUAAAGUGAUUUUGAAAAUAGUUCUAGUUACUGUGUUCAUAUAAAAUAAUAGCUCUAUGUGUUUAAGUUACACCAGUAGGAAUACCGAUUUGUUAA
Molecule: messenger RNA, 1970 nt
Organism: Magallana angulata
Lineage: Eukaryota; Metazoa; Mollusca; Bivalvia; Ostreida; Ostreidae
Exons: 5
Coding region: 10-1224 (404 amino acids)
Molecular function (GO): ubiquitin-protein transferase activity
Source: RefSeq, a predicted model, not a curated record